Molecule: messenger RNA, 1385 nt
Organism: Capsaspora owczarzaki ATCC 30864
Lineage: Eukaryota; Filasterea; Ministeriida; Capsasporidae
Exons: 2
Coding region: 24-1154 (376 amino acids)
Cellular component (GO): mitochondrion
Source: RefSeq, a predicted model, not a curated record
UCUCAGUCGGUGAGCGCGCGAAAAUGCUGCUCAGACAGCAAAUGCGAGCGGCUUACACGCAAUGCCUCGCGACGGCAGUGCAGGAGUGCAUUGCGACCAGGACGCGUGCAUUCUCGUGCAUUGGAACUGUGGCACUGUCGCCAUCGUCAUCGUCAUCGUCAUCGACGGGAUCAUCAUCGGGCGCGGGAGCAAGGACAAAGCGAGCGACGGGCGCCGGGUCCGCGUGGAAAAACCGCUAUGCUGCGUCCGCUGCCGCUGCUGCCGAGGCCGCUGCAGGAAAUCAGGCGCAAUCGACCGCAUCUCAUGCGAAUGCCAACCGACGGCCAGAGAGGGCGGGCGAUGGGACGAGCCAAGCGCCGCCGAGAGACGUCCAGGUCCAGUUCAAAGAGUUUCUGCUCAAGGUCCAUCCAGACCGGUUUGGCGCAGUGCCCCAGGUGCAGUCUCUCAAUCAAGCUUCGUUGCAAGAGGUGAACGCGCACCUGCAAGCGUGCGAGGAUGCAGCGCGUGUCGAAACACUGCCGACGUCUGUCCGAGUGGCGUUCUAUGUUGCAGACACAACCGCCGGAUCAGCGUCCACCGAAACUCAGAUUGCAGGCCACCGAGAAAUAUCCGGCCUGCUGACCAAACCCACUGCUGAUAUUGUCAUGCGCACAAGUGGUGUGCCUCACGUGCAGUAUUACGGGGUCUCGGCCGCCGAGCGGGGUAAACUGCGACGAAAGGUUGCCAUGCAACUCUUUCUCGACUCUAUGCUGCCAGCGGCAAAGUCCGUGUCUGGUAGCUCUCGAGCACAACAACAACAACAACAGCAACAGCACAGCACUCAGCGCAAAGCACAGUCGGGAUCACAUCCCUUGAAACAUGCCUCUACCAGCUUCAGCUUUGACCCUCAAACAAACACAAAAACCUGGCGAGGAGACGCGGCCACGCAAGAGGACGACAUGUACGACUUUGCGGCGAUGAUUCGAACUCAAGCUGGAGGGCUUCGUGCCCAGCUCGCCUCAUUGGGGAGUCGUGGCCCUGAAAACGACGCAAAGCAAGCGACGUCCAUUCUCAACGCUGUCAAGCGAAAUUCUCCCACAACAACGAUGGAUGACGCCAUGGAUCGGACGUUUUCACGAUGGAUGGAGCGCAACGGAUCCAGACUCAAGCGGUGAUUGCGCAAUGCGUUCCUAGGCAUAUCCGGUCAUUCAGUUGUGCGUUGCGAGAAGCGGAUCGAUUGCUUGUCUCCUUGGUGUCCCAUCGUCUUGUUACAAGGGUGUCUUUGAUUCGCUUUUGUGUGUCAAACGCUUUGAUAUGAGAGGCGUGAUUUAUUUAUUUUCAAAGAAUCGAGCAUUGCUCUCCAAUUACUCUUCAUGUGUCUUGCACCGCUAUCCAUUGACCAACAA